Molecule: messenger RNA, 891 nt
Organism: Oryza brachyantha (malo sina)
Lineage: Eukaryota; Viridiplantae; Streptophyta; Magnoliopsida; Poales; Poaceae
Product: sigma intracellular receptor 2-like
Exons: 2
Coding region: 117-617 (166 amino acids)
Cellular component (GO): endoplasmic reticulum
Source: RefSeq, a predicted model, not a curated record
CUCCUUGUUUCGAGGUGGACCCAAGCUCCAUUUCUUCUCCUCGAGAUCCCCCGGCGCCGGCGAGGCAGGCUCCACCGUAAGCUCGCAUCGCCGUCGCGCGCGCGCCCGCGGGCCAAAUGGGAUUCUUCUCGGCGGUGGCCGACGCGACCGUGGUGCUCUUCUCCCUCACGGUCGCGGUGGCGGCGCCGCUGAUCGACGCGCAGUCCGUCCUCCCGCGCCACCUCUUCCCGGCGCCGCUCGUCUCCCUCAAGCGGUGGUACGCCCGCGAGUUCGGAGACUACCUCAUGGCCCGGCCGCCGGGCUUCCUCCGCGGGCUCGUCUGGCUCGAGCUCGCCUUCCUCUGGCCGCUCGCCGUCGCCACCCUCUAUGGGGUCCUCGCCCGCCGCCGCUGGGCCGCCACCACCUCCCUCAUCGCGGGCGUCUCCACCCUCACCUCCAUGUCUGCAAUACUUGGAGAGAUUCUGGGCUCAAAGAAAGCGACACCAAAAUUGCUUCAGAUGUAUGUUCCUUUCGCCGUUUUCGCUGUCAUUGCAAUUCUACGUGGACUAUGCUCGUCUACUCCACGUGGUACCGCUGGUUCAUCACUUGGACCUUCUGCUAGGAAGAAGAGAGCCUAAGAUGCUGUUUUGGUUUACCUUAUGUCAACAAGCCUUGAGAACCACUCAUUUUCAUCUGAUAAUUUCACUAUAAAGAAGAUAUCUCUGGGAUGUUGGUCGUCUCACAAUUUUCCCCUCAGAGUAAGCUUUUAUAUGUUGUUGGUCGUCUCACAAUGUUGGUUACAAUUUUCCCCUCAAAGGAGUGAUGUACCUGUGCAACUAUGACCUAUGCAAGAGACUGACAUGUUAUUUACUCUGGCCAUAGAUGUGAAAUGUAUCAUCUGUAUUGAUGCAA